GGGCGGGCAUGUAGGUAUUAGUUCGCUAACGCCCCGAAUUGCCGUCGUAUUGGACCUCAGAUUGCCUAUAUAUAUACACGGAGCUCUCCAAAUUAUUUAUUCAUUCCUCUUUGCUUUGUUCAAUAAUUUGCGCUAUCGCUUGGAGGAGGAGCGAUCCAUUGCGUCCUUGGGAGACCUGGUUGAGACAUUUUGUCAGCAGAAGAAAAUUUACUUAACUGAUGAUUGAUCCACCUUUUGUCAGGGAUACCGUUAUGAAGAAAUCUCGCAAGGUACUGGUAAGGGGUUCUGGAUUCAACAUGCAUAGAAAUCAAAAUUACCCUUGUGGGAAAUUGGAAAGUUUUGUAGUGUCUGGCAGAUUUGAAUCUGAGAUGGCUUCCGAAGAUUCAAGUACUAAUAAGAGGAAGUCUGUAAAUUUAAGCUGUGCUGGUAAUAAAACAGAUGCACUUGGUAUACCUGUACAUGUCUUUCCAAUCUCUCAGAUGUCUAGGAGUGAAAAAAUAGAGCUGCGGAAUCGGUUGAAAUUGGAACUUGACCAAACAAGAUCCACCAGACAAAAGAUUGAAAGCAAAGAAUUUCAGGUUACUUCAUCAGGCAGUGUUCCAAUUGUAAGUGAUGGCCACAUUUCAAGGUUGGAAGGCAGAUGCUCAGAAAGUAAUCCUGUUAAAGGAGGCACUGGACCCUGUGCAGUUCAAGCCUCAGGAUCAUAUCAAGUAGAUAAUUGUUUAGGAAGUCAGGGUGUUGUUCAAACUUUUGCAAAAGAAAAGAGAAAUUCCAUAGUGAAUCAACAUUAUCUUAAUUCUAAAAAUGUAUCUUCUAAUAGUAAGAUUCCUUCAGCAGAGAAACCAAAUUCUAAAGGAAGUGUUAAGCGAGGCCUUUUGGAAGGAUUUGAAUCGAGAAAUAGAAAAAGACAGAGAGUGGAACUAGUUCAAAUUGAAACCUACACUGAGCAGAUGCAGCAGUGUGCUGAUAUUCUGAACAAGCUCAUGUCACAUAGGUUUGGUUGGGUUUUUAAUGCGCCUGUUAAUCCAGUUAAGUUGAAAAUCCCAGACUACUUUAAGAUUAUUACUGAACCCAUGGAUUUGGGAACAAUAAAGACUAAGCUAGAAAUGAGGCGCUAUUUGAGUCCAAUUGACUUUGCAUCUGAUGUGAGGCUGACUUUGGCCAAUGCAAUGAAAUACAAUCCUCCUACUAAUGAUGUUCAUCAGAUGGCGGUUACAUUGAAAAAACUAUUUGAGAGAAAUUGGAGUGUUGUUGAGACCAGGUUAGCUGGUGAAGAAGUUUAUAAAAAAAUAACCCAGGGUGUGCAGCUCAUUCCAACCAAAAAACAACUGGGUAAAACCAAGAUAUCAGAAAUAGAAAAUAAAUCAAAGGUAUCUUCUGAUGUAAAUUGUGUCCCUGCUUCGACCGUUCCAUUUGAGCAGAAACCCAAGGCUGAAAUAUGCAGACCCCCAAUGUCAUUUAUUGAGAAAGCAAAGCUUAGCAAGGAUCUUGAAGCGUUAUCUGCUAACAUGCCUGAACGAGUGUAUAACUUCUUAAAGAAGCAUACAGGACUUACCCAGUGUGAAGAUGAAGUUGAGGUGGAUAUUGAUUCAUUUAAUGACAAUAACUUAUGGGAGCUUCAGAUUCUUGUGAGCAAUUGCCUGAGAGACAGAGGACAAGGUGCAAAAUUUUCACAAGUUUCAGAGCCUGUCAAGUUGCAUGCAGAUUCUGGAGCUGCAGUGGGGUCUGGCUGCAAAUCUCCAAAGAUAGCUCAACAAGAUGGUGGUGCUCGCGGUGAAUAUGUUCAUGUUGGUGGGGAUGACAUGCAAGCUAUAAACUUCCCUAAGGUUGACAGUGAGGAGGUGACAGCUGCCAGCAUCAAAUCGAGCAGUUCCAGCAGCAGCUCAAGCAGCGAUUCUGGAUCUUCUUCUAGUGAUUCUGAUUCAGAAAGCUCAUCAGGAAGUGACUUAGCUACAGAUGAAGUGCAUUAUGCAGAUGCACAUCCUGAGGAAAGUGUGGAUUUCACUACUGGUAACAAGCAGAUGGUCCAAUCUGAUCCUGAGACUACUGGUGUGAAAAGUGCUGUCAGUGUUUUGGAUGAAGACAGUGUUUAUCCAAAAGCUGCAGUUUCUGUUAUAGAUGCUGCCCAGCAAGAAGGGGAGAGCGCUCCACGUUGGAGACAGGUCUCCCCAGACAAACUACUCCGGGCUGCCAUGUUGAAGAGUCGCUUUGCUGACACAAUUUUAAAAGCUCAGGAGAAGACACUCAAACAGCAUAACAGCGGAGAUCCAGAGAAGCUACGACGCGAGAAGGAAGAAUUAGAAAAAUCUCAAAGAGAAGAAAAAGCAAGAAUUCAAGCUGAAUCUAAGGCCGCAGAAGCAGAGGCUGCAGCCACUGCAAAACAAAAGAGAGAGAUGGAACGAGAGGCUGCUCGCUUAGCCUUGCAAAAAAUGGAAAAGACAGUGGAAAUUGAAGAAAAUAAUCAAAUUCUGAAGGAUCUUGAAAGGCUGAGCUAUGUUCCUGGUGACCACAUUCCAAGCUGUGGAGAUGAAAUCAGUACUGUUAGUUCUGUAGAUGGUUUGGUGACUUUUCCCUUACAGGGAAGAAAUCCUUUAGAGCAGCUUGGUCUAUUCAUUAAAUCAGAUGAGGAAGAAGAAACUAUUUCCGAUUGUGCUGCUGGUAAUGGUCUUGUGGAGGAAGGGGAGAUCGACUAGGGUGCUUAUUUGUAUGUUAUUUUAUUGCCUCCUUCUUCUUCGGAGUAGAAUGUAAUAUGGAUGCCAAAUCCUCAACGCAAGGUGUAUUAACCUUUCAGAUCAAUGUAUUGCACGCGGCAAACUAAUUUUGCGUUCAAUCUCAUUCCCCUUCAAUGGGGUGAUUAUGUCCUUAACAAAAGGUUUCAGGAUAAUUGGGCAGAAAACCAUCCGAGUUAUGAAGGGCUGACACAAUUUUGUUUCAAUGCAACAUGUUACUUUUGACCUCAGUGCUUGAGCGCUCGAGGUUGUAACUGGCUGGACAAAGGGCCAACUGGUCUAGCAUAAUCAUAAAUGGAAAUUUUGAUAUUUGAGAAGAUGGUAUAAAUAGAAAAUAAAUCAUUUAUGGGUGUCAA
This is a messenger RNA of Cryptomeria japonica (Japanese cedar), 3085 nucleotides long. RefSeq names its product transcription factor GTE9. NCBI's taxonomy places the organism in Eukaryota, Viridiplantae, Streptophyta, Pinopsida, Cupressales, Cupressaceae. Gene Ontology annotation, molecular function: protein binding. The record is from RefSeq and is a predicted model, not a curated record. The coding region runs from base 219 to 2693 and encodes 824 amino acids. The transcript is spliced from 12 exons.